CACGAACUAAAGCCCUAUCAACUAGUUGGUUUGAACUGGCUGCGUCUGUUACAUCACGAACAGCUAAAUGGGAUCCUUGCCGAUGAGAUGGGUCUUGGCAAGACAGUUCAAGCGAUUGCUUUCCUGGCUCACCUUUACGAGAUGGGCCAGCGUGGACCGCAUCUUGUUAUUUGCCCUAGUUCCACCAUUGCGAACUGGCAGCGCGAGUUGGCAACUUGGUGCCCCUUUCUUCGAGUGCUCACCUACCAUGGUUUAGCGGACGCUAGGAAGGCAAUCAGAAUGCGAAUUUACGAGCGCGUGGCUGCCCAUGAAAAGGACUGUGAUCCGCUAAAGACCGCUACACUUGGAGCAGAUUCUGGCGGGGCUGAUGUCGGGCAAGAGGAUUGUGAGAUUAAGUCAGAAUUCGACUUUAACGUACUCCUAACCAGGUAA
Molecule: messenger RNA, 432 nt
Organism: Protopolystoma xenopodis
Lineage: Eukaryota; Metazoa; Platyhelminthes; Monogenea; Polystomatidea; Polystomatidae
Source: the annotation of a GenBank genome assembly